Hydra vulgaris (swiftwater hydra) is the source of this 1401-nucleotide messenger RNA. RefSeq names its product alpha-1A adrenergic receptor. Gene Ontology annotation, molecular function: G protein-coupled receptor activity. Gene Ontology annotation, cellular component: plasma membrane. The record is from RefSeq and is a predicted model, not a curated record. Lineage: Eukaryota; Metazoa; Cnidaria; Hydrozoa; Anthoathecata; Hydridae. Gene Ontology annotation, biological process: G protein-coupled receptor signaling pathway.
AUUAAACCAAAGAAACCUUCAACAUCUCCCCUCAAUCAUGUUAAAAUUUAAAACAGAAGGCUAUAAAGAUAAGAAAAAGAUGAAGGCGAGAUUGGUUGUCACACACUACAUUGAUUAUUGUAAAAAGAAAAAAAUCUUUUGAUCACUAUUUGAAUACUGAUUAUAGACAACUUCUUAUCACUUCACAAAGAUAAAGUAUGUAUUAUAGCAAAACUGCUUUCCACGUUGAUUAAACAUAAAGAUUACAAAAAGCAUCAUGGUAUAUUUGUACGUCUUUUUAUCUUUGGUUGCACUACUGGGAAUAUUUUGUAAUGGUUCUAUCUUAGUUUCUGUCAUAAGAUAUCGUAUACUUCGAAAGAAACAUUACGCGUUGCUGGUCAGUCUUGCAGUUUGUGAUACGCUAAAAAUUUUUGUUAUAUUUGGUGUGAUAAUAAAUUUUGCUAUAAAAGAUUUCAAAUUUUGUGUUAUUACGAGUUGCUUUGGCAUGCUGCUUAUAUUUGUAACAACAUUUCAUCUGGCUGCAGAAAGUAUAAAUAGGUGUUUGAUCAUACAAUUUCCUUAUCGGUAUGAUGAUGCCAUUUCAAAAGAGAGGUUAGCAUUUGCAAUAUUUGUGCUCUGGUUUUUUCCAAUAUUCUUUGAAAUAGUUUUGCCUCGGUUCUUUUACAGUAAUGAUUGGUUUGAAUCUUACAAUUUUCAAGCACACAUGUUCGGCUGUAAUACAGAUGAACUUUACGGUACUGAUACUUAUAUAAUUAUAGUGCAUGCUAUUUUUUUUGGACUACCUCUUUUAAUAAUGGUUAUUUCUUAUGGAUUCAUGCUUCAUAUGGCGUACAAAAGCGCGAAACAAAUGCGAGAAACACAAGUUAGGAGACGAACAAGGAAGUCACCAGCUAUAACAGAAACAAGAUUUUCCAAUCCCAUUAUUGCCAUGGUUACAUCAAGCUAUGAUACCGCAGCAAUAUCUUCUACUAACCAAGGAAUCGAACCAAUAGAACACCAAACAAGAACUCAAAGUGUAGCGUCUACAGCAAAAAAGGAAUUUCAAAGAUUAAUGAACAAUAGAAAGCGUGAAAUAAAAGCUUCAAAAACAGUAGUUAUGAUUGUCUUCACUUUCAUUGCUUGCAACGCUCCAACAUUUUCCAUGACUUGGACAGACAUGAACUCUGAAAGUUCAACUUCAAAAAGUGAAGCAAGAAUAUUUUUGAUAGGCCUUGCCUUUUUGCAAGUCUUUAUUGAUCCAAUCGUAUACUUUUUGCGUUUAAAAGAUUAUAAAAACGCAAGAAAAACGAUUAAAAGAGUUGGUACCACAAUGAUUCGUAAAACAAUUAGAAAAUUAUAAUUAUUAUUAUACAUAAGUUGGUUUUAUAAAUGAACAUAAUAGCAAUAAAAUUAUUUAUUUUA